Messenger RNA from Hypomesus transpacificus, 2270 nucleotides. RefSeq names its product acyl-CoA thioesterase 18 (gene acot18). Bases 627 to 1952 code for a protein of 441 amino acids. Lineage: Eukaryota; Metazoa; Chordata; Actinopteri; Osmeriformes; Osmeridae. Gene Ontology annotation, molecular function: fatty acyl-CoA hydrolase activity. Gene Ontology annotation, biological process: fatty acid metabolic process; acyl-CoA metabolic process. The transcript is spliced from 11 exons. The record is from RefSeq and is a predicted model, not a curated record.
ACCAGCAGGAUAAUGCCAUGUGCCACAUUGGUUGGCACUUGCCUUUGGCCAGGGAUUUAAAUUACUAACUGGCUUUACAUCAACAUCGACUGCAUAAAUCUACAGAUACAAUUCAUUUCUGAGAAAGAGAGAUGUUUUAUGAUAAUGUGAUUUUCUUGGGAAAGGAACAUUUCUUUGAUCCAAUGCGGUUAACUUCUCAUCAAAUUCUUCUCCCAGGAUGUCAGAACAGACGACAAAUCCUUCUUCCAGCAACAAUAUGGUUGACAUAGUCUCUUCCAUGUCAACAAUCUGGCAGUUGUAUAACAGACAUGUGCUGAGGUUCCCAAACUGUUGUCAUAUAGAGAGGUUCGCUGUGAUAAAUUAACACAAUAGGAAUAUUAUUCUUAAAAAAUAUGUUUUAGUAUAAAACCCAUAGGUGCCGAACUGGAUUAUGAUGAGCCUUCUUUAGAAUCAACUUUUUUCAAUCCAGGAAACACGAAGCUCAUAUCCCUCAGUGCACUCUUCUACGCAGCCUCUGGGCCUUGGCAUCGCUGAUACUGUUGUCUCCUCCUCUGAAAUACCACUGACAUAACAGCAGUCACCACGCCUUCUAGUGGUGCCAGUUGGACACCGGAAAACGGAACGGCAUGCUUCAAAGGUCAUCCUUCACAACUACCAUGACAAGAGCCCUCCCUUUCCUGUCUGUGCAGCCAACACGGGCUCUUGUUGACGAGAAGGUCCAGGUGGUUGUGAAGAAUUUAACGCAGGGGCUCGCAGUGACACUACAUUCCCUUCAUCAAUCGGAGGACAACGACUACUGGGAGGCCUUUGGACAUUAUAUCAGCGAUGACAGUGGCACGGUGACAGUGUCUAAGGAUGCCAGUGUUGGAGGCACAUAUCAGGGUGUAGAGUCAAUGGGUCUGCUGUGGAGUAUGGUGCCUGUUCCAGGCAGUCGACCAGGCCUCAGGCUAAGGAAGAAGGAUGUCCUCUCUCCCCUAGUGGUGCUCAUGUCUGUGUAUGAAGGUCACCUCUCAGAGGGCUUCAUGAAGCAGCUUCCUCUGUCGACUGUCUGUACAGAGCGUUGGUACACAGCCCCAGGUGUACGCAGGAUCGAUUUAGACGAGAAUAGUGUCAAAGGGACCCUCUUUCUACCUCCAGGUCCUGGACCCUUCCCUGGGGUUUUGGAUAUGUGGGGAGGGGGCGGAGGUCUGGUGGAGUACAGGGCUGCCCUUCUAGCGUCACAUGGAUUUGUUACCCUGGCAUUGCAGUACCUUUCAGCUGAAGGUGCUGGGACCACUAAACUGGAGCAGAGCUACUUUGAGGGCGCAUACAGGAUUGUACAAGAGCAUCCCCUGGUGUUAAAAGACAGGGUUGCACUCCUUGGUUUGUCUUUCGGAACUUCAGUGGCCCUAAAUAUGGCGGUUUACUCCAAAGUCAUCCGUCCCCGGUGCUGUGUGUGUAUCAGUGGCAGCCAUAUCCUACCCAUCAACAAACCCACCCACUUUGUGUUAAAGGAGAUACAAAAGAACAUUAACAAGACACGAUUGGACGAGGAAGGCCGCGUUAUUUGGAAAGAUAUUAUUCUGCCUAUUCCGUCAGAUCCAGACAUGAAAGUUGAUGUGGGGAAGAUCAAAUGCCCAUUGCUCUUAGUUGUCGGUGAGGAUGAUCAGAACUGGCCCACGUGUGAGUCUGCUGAGGAUAUUUCUAUGAUGAUGCAUAAGGCAGGAAAUGAGCACCUGCUGACCCUUCUAUCCUACCCUGGUGCUGGCCACCUCAUCGAGCCUCCCUACACCCCCCACUUCAGAGCCAGCAACUUCAUAGUGCAACAUUCAAAAGAGAAAGUGAUCAUGCUGUGGGGCGGACAACCAAAACCACAUGCCGAUGCACAGGAAGACUCGUGGGAAAAGAUCCUAGCAUUUCUACAGCAACACCUGUACCAUGGCUAUGACUCAGCACCUCAGGCCAAACUGUAAUGUGACAUCCUGUAAACACGAUGACCAGGAAAAUGUAGCUUUAACUAGCUUUUAAAGCAAUCAAGUUUGUAUUUAAUACGUAUUUAAGCAGUUGAAUGAAAUGAUCACCACACAAAGAAUGGGAAGAGAUUGAAUGGGGUUUAUGAAUGGCUUAUGAAUGGUUUUCAAUGGUGUUUUAUAAGAUAUCUAAUAUCUUCUGGGCUAAUUAACUGAACUGCCUUAGUAGUAUUAAUUAUAACAGUUAUUUGAGCAGUGAUUAUUAAGUAUUAUUAUGGUAAAACAUUUGUAAUAAACUAAGAGAUGACUUGUUUAAUUUUA